Messenger RNA from Cydia pomonella (codling moth), 1568 nucleotides. RefSeq names its product radial spoke head 1 homolog. NCBI's taxonomy places the organism in Eukaryota, Metazoa, Arthropoda, Insecta, Lepidoptera, Tortricidae. Bases 526 to 1044 code for a protein of 172 amino acids. The record is from RefSeq and is a predicted model, not a curated record. The transcript is spliced from 3 exons.
AUAAAUUAAAUAAAAAGGAACCAAACUGUUACACACCCAGUCAAGGUACUCAUUAAAUACUUCUACUUUAAUGCACUUGUUGAGUCAAGAAUCCAACUCUCUAAUCAUAAGAGAAGAUAAAGAACGUUAUGUUGGUGACGUUGGUGAUGGACGAUGUUAAUAUUUAGUUUCGAUCACUCCGUAAACCAUAUCAUCGCAUUUAAAAUUACAAAAAACCUUUAAUAAAAUUUGCAAAAAUGCUACUGAAACAUCGCGUGAGACAACAAAUAAACUAGACGGAACUUACCACAAAACAGCUAUUUAUUUGGGCCCUCCCUAGAAGUAGUUUACAACCUCAUUAGUUUAUAGUCGGGUCACGGCCACGUUAUGGCGUGAACGACGAUACAAAUGCUUGACGGCUCUGUGACGGGCACGUCACAAGGUUGUCACGCCAUAAUCGCGACGAGCACGUAUAAUAAACGGUGACGUGAACGUGAUAACGGAUAAAUUCGGAAGUGAUUCUACCUAUUAUAUCAUUUAGCAAACAUGACUGACGAAGUCGAGCCCGAGGAACAAAAGAAGCCAAUGAAAGAGAUCGCAGUGGUGUUCGACGAGGGGGCCUUCGUGUACGAAACUGGGGACACCUACGAGGGCUCUUUUGAGGCGAGGAAGAAGGACCGGUUCUUGAAGAUGAACGGUCUCGGCGUGUAUACCACGGCAGAAGGCGAUGUGUACACUGGUGCCUGGGAAGGCGACCGCCUCUUCGGCGACGAUGUGACCAUCACUUACACUGACGGCUCCAAAUACGAGGGACCGUUCAAAGACUGGUCCUACAACGGUAGAGGCAAAUAUACGUUUCCUGAUGGCACGGUGUUGAAUACGGAUUUUGUUGAGAACUGUCCUGUAAAAGAGAUGAUGUUGACAGAUCCAAACGGCCAUGUGUGGCUUGGACGCGCGGACGUCGGGUUUGGACGGCUAGAUCCUUGGAAUCACUUCUAUCAGGGAUUAGAGAGGCCAAGUGAGAAAUCACAGAGUAGCCAAGAAAGGGUUGUUCAACAGAAUUAGAAAAAUAACUGUCAAUACGGUCUGAAGAUUUUACAUAGGUACCUAGGUAGGUACAUCACCUACAUUCUAAAAUGUCAAACGUUGACAUACGAGGGCUAUUAAAGUACUAUUCCCACCGAACGUGUGGAGUCGGAACGCAUUUGACGUUUGUACGACCGCAAGCCAAACGGCUCUGGACGGACUCCAUCGCUUCUGCCAUAGCUACAUAAUGUAUAGACAGUAGGCACAUUGAAAAUGCGCUCCGGCGCGGCCCGUCUCUAGCCGGUCGGUGGGAAUCGUACAUUACGCCGACAAUUUUUACACGCUGUUAACUGGUAUGCAGAUUUGCAGAAGGUUGCUACUAAAACGUACUGAUCAUAUGCUCUUUGGUUGCUACUCACUAUUGCACUCUAUUUUGCUGUGUAGUUACUUCCUGCUUUGGAGUAUAUUAAUUUAAGUACCUAAGAAAUUUUAUUUCCUUUCAUAACAGUUUAAAAGUUUUCCCUCUUAUUAUGUCUAAAAAUAAAAGUUGAUUGGAGCAUCUA